GUCCUCAGAGAGAGAGGGAGAGGAUGGUGGAUGAGAGUAAACUGGGAUAAACAGGAUUACUCCAUUAGAUUCUUUAUAGGAAUUACAAUCAGAUACUAAUUUGGAUUUACACCUGAGAGCUUGGCAGUGAAGAGUGAGGAAAAUGCCAGAGAAAAAAGCGUUUCAGCAGCAGGCCGUACACGGCGGUCUGGAUCAGCAGCAGCAGCCCAAGCCUCACCCUCAGAGCGGGGCGAUCCCGUGCCAGAACUGCGGCCAGGCCUGCAAGGGCGAGGUGCUGCGUGUGCAGAACAAACACUUCCACAUCAAGUGCUUCGUCUGCAAAGAAUGUGGCUGCGACCUGGCUCAGGGAGGUUUCUUCGUGCGGCAGGGCGACUACAUCUGCACUCUGGACUACCAGCGGCUCUACGGGACGCGAUGCUUCAGCUGCGAGCAGUUCAUCGAGGGCGAGGUGGUGUCCGCGCUCGGCAAGACCUAUCACCCACGAUGCUUCGUGUGUGCCAUUUGCAAGCAGCCGUUUCCUGCGGGCGACCGCGUGACGUUUAACGGGAAAGAGUGCAUCUGUCAGAAAUGCAUCGAGCCUCAGCCUGCCAACAGCACAGCACCCCAGGCUGUCCACAAUUGCUGUGGUUGUGGGAAGGACUUUAAGAACGAGCAGUCGCUGGUGGCCCUGGAGAAGCACUGGCACCUGGGCUGCUUCAAGUGCAAAGUGUGCAACAAAGUGCUCAAUGCUGAGUACAUCAGCAAGGAUGGAAUUCCAUACUGCGAGAUGGACUACCACGCCAUGUUCGGCAUCCAGUGUGAGAACUGUAAGAAGUACAUCACAGGGAAAGUGCUGGAGGCUGGAGAUAAACAGUACCAUCCCACCUGUGCCAGGUGUGUACGCUGUGACAUGAUGUUUGGAGAAGGAGAGGAGAUGUACCUGCAAGGUUCUUCCAUCUGGCAUCCUGCCUGUAGACAAGCGGCCCGAAUGGAGGAGAAGAGUAAGAAACAGGUCCGGAUACAGCUCAAUGACGAGGUUCUGAAUGUACCCGAGCAGGUGACCAGGACUUCCUCUGAGAGCAUCACGUCAGUUCCUGCCUCCAGUGCGUCUGGAUCCCCGAGCAGAGUUAUCUAUGCAAAGCUGGGCGAUGAGUUCCUGGAUUAUAAAGACCUCGCAGCUCUUCCUAAAAUAAAGGCUAUCUAUAACAUCGACAGACCCGACAUGCUUUCAUACUCACCUUACGUCAGCUACCCGACAGAGGACAGGACGUAUGUAGAGUCCCCGCAGUUCCUCACCCCGACUCCGACAGAGGGAGAUGGGGAAAAGUCCCCCCGUCAGAGGAGACCCUCCAGUCCCAGCUCUAACAGCUCACUGGGCGGGUACGGACGCUACACCCCGUCCCGUUCGCCACAAAACUACAGCAGACAAGAUCAAUAUGAGAGCAGUAGAUACACCCCACAACCCAGGAUUUCUAACUCGUUACCAGUGUCCCCUGGGGGUCGAAAUUCUGGCCUGGCUAGUUCCCGAGACUCUUCUUCACUGCCCCUGUACUACAGUAGUUAUGGUAGAAGUACCCCACAGACUCUUACUCUGAACCCAACCACCCUGGCCAUGCUUCAACAGCACAACUACAUCCCAUACUUCAGAGGUAGUGAAAGUGGCCGGAGUACCCCGAGCCUCUCCACCUACUCCGAUGGCAAAUCUCCGUCCUCUUCGUACGUGGCCGCACCUAAGCACUUCCACAUCCCAGAUAAUAAAGCCAAAGAUAAUAUCUAUAGAAAACCCCCUAUCUACAAACAGCAUGCUUCUAGAACCUCCUGGCAAGAUGGAGAAGAUGCAGAUAGAAAGACCAGGACUAGCUGGACGCUCCUAAAGAGUCAGAGUGACGGACAGUCGCCGGACAUUGACCCCAGGACAUCGACACACAGCCUGCCCACGGAUAUGUCUCAGCCCAUUUUCCCCUACAAUAAGUCAGCUUCUCUACCAGGCUACGGACAUAAUGGCAUCUACAAGGCGGCUGAUCUUGGAGAGGAUGACCAAGACUCCAGCUGGGGGGCGAUGAGAGAGUACAAGGUGUACCCAUAUGGCAUGCUGGCUGUGACACACAAAGUCAGAGUGAAGCUGCCACGUGAUGUGGACCGCACCAGGCUAGAGAGACACCUGUCCCCAGAGGAGUUCUUCCAGGUGUUCCGGAUGACCAUCGCACAGUUCGACCGCUUGGCUCUGUGGAAGAGAAACGACCUGAAGAAGAAAGCGCGCCUGUUCUAACCAUCCUCAUCCUCAUCGUCCUCGUCGUCAUCACCGAUGCACCCUUGAGGGAACCGAGAGAGAAGAUGAAUGAGGAAUUUCUCCUCCACCCGUCGUAUAUAUGCAGAGAUGAGAGAAAAAGUGAAAGAUAUAUACUGUAGAUUAUAUAUCCAUACAUAAAUAUAUGCACUUCCAUUCUGCUGCGCUGCGUGCCUGCUGUCAUAACGCCGAAGAAAGGGGGAGUGUGUUACAGACACGCCGUCGCUUCACAGCCUCAGUGUUAGCCGUGGUAGCUUUCUGUUUGCGAAUGCCGCAUUAGUUCAGAUUUGGAGGAAAAUGUGUGUCCUGUUUGUCCCUCCUGUUUACCGGUUCUCGCUCACGAUUCAGGUUACUGCAAUAAGCAUUACGGUCUGAGGUGUACAGUAUAAGCGGUACAGAUUCAACAGAAAUUACCUGUGUGUGUGUGUGUGUGUGUGUUUGUGUUUGCUAAGGAAAGCACGACAUGGCCAUUUUUAUCCAAUAAUCACUGUGUGUAUUUUUUCUGUUUUUAUUUACGUUCUCUAUUUUCCUCAGCCGUCCAUCAUAAUCUCUACAUUACAUACAGAAGUUAGAUAUUCUGGGUGAACCGGAAAAAAAAUAAAUCUAUGAGCACAUGUGCCAAUCAGGCAUAACAUUGUGACUCCACCCUAAACCCCCAACCCGUCCCCGCCCUCGUCUCCACCUAAUAUUGAGUACAUCCCCACUUUGCCACCUUCACACUUAUAACCUGUGCACCAUGAGCCUUGGCCGACCAUGACCCUGUCACUGGAUUACUUUUGGUUUGUCCUGAUUAUUUACGGUUUGUCCUGCAGUUUUGGAGACGCUCUGAUCCAGUCGUCUAGCUGUCACGAUUCGGGCCUUGUCACCGUAGCAACGGUUAAAAUAUUACAUUACAGUCCUCUAGAAUUAGAAAAUAUAAUUGAAAAAUCGAAAUAAGUAAAGUGAGAAAUGUUUUUGUGAUUUUCUUUAUUUUAUUGGGCGUAAAACAAUUUUUUUUUAAAGGGCUGACCUAAAUGACACUUAUUAGCUAAGGUGUUAACAUAACAUAUAUUUAUUUCAUAUAACAGUCGAUAUUUAAUAUAGAUAUGGGUCUUAAUAUAUUGCAGUACUUUUGAGUGGCCACACUGACACUUAAAUAAUUUUUUUAAUUGAUAUUAAAUUGUAAUUUAUAUAUCUUUGCAUUCGAGGUGGUUAAACAUCGCAGUUUCUUUAGCAUCCUACAGGGAAAUUCUUAAAAGUUUCCUACAUACAUAAAUGGACGACAAUAAACCAUUAUGCAAUUUUUAAACAGUAAUUAGUAAAAGUCCAAUAAAAAAAGCUCCUCGUCAACUAAGGAUAGUCUUCCGAACUGGGAGUUCCCAUCUGGUUUACAGAGUGACAUCAAAUCAUCAUGGCCGCUCACAGCACAACAGUGCAUUAAGGACAGAUAUUUUACCCUUAACCACACCCACAAAACUUCACCGGGUACAAAACAAAUAAUAAUUAAGUAAUGGAAGCCUGUAAUGAAAGUCAAGGCAAGCGCUAAAUCUACCAAUAAUGCAGCUCGGCCAACGCAGCUAACACAGACACACGUAAAGACCUAUUUCGAUUAUAGGGUGCCAAUACUUUUCUUCUAAUGGAAUGUAUAAUCAUUUUGUUUCUUUCUUCCUUAUAAAUGAUGGAUUUGUUUUUAGAAUUACCUUCUUUCAAAGCAUUAAUAUGAAAGAAAAAUAAAAUCUGCAUCCGUAUUUAAAUCUCAGAGUCUCAAAACCAGUGAUAAUAUUUUAAAGCUUAUUACUUUUCCCUAAUAUGGAAAAUGUCUGAGGAGUCUGGAGUAAGAUAUCGUGUACAAAUGACUGCAAUUUUUCGAGACUAAGCAGAUUUUCAUGUAAACGCAUCAAGAAAUUAUUACAAUAAAUUUCCAGCAGACAAUUUAUGAGCCAUAAUAUCAAUAAAGGAGUGUAUGUGCCAUUAUUAUUACAUGUUUAUUGUACAGCAUGGUGUAUAAUAGGUAGCAGAGUCAAUAGAAAAUACAUUGAAAUCGUUAACUGCGACUGGUUUUAGUGAUUGUUUCAGGUUUAUACGCUGACAUCCUCCGCCUCUGGGACAUCUUAUCCGAUAUCCCAUUCAUACGAAUGUGUAAUGUUUAUUAAACGCUAAUUACAAGGGGCGUUCGAGUCAAACUGGGACUUGUUACUGGUGAAUGAAGGUGUAGAAAGCGAACUGCAAACUGACGUCGCCAACUUGCGGAAGAGACGCACCCGUGUGUGUGAACUGUACACACAAUCUUACACCAACACCACUUGCACAUUACAGGAGCUCAGCUGGGAGUUUUUUCCACAUCCCCAGUAAAGUCCUGGCCUUGCUACAAACCAUUUUUACAUGUUUGGAAAAGCCAUUAUGGGAGUUCCUGGGAGGCCGGCGUUUCAGAGAUGGAGCCGCCGGUCCGAUCAUGGCUCUGGCUUACUGGGAAAACUUUCUACCUUGAUGGUGUCCAAGCACUAGUGAAUCACUGGGAUAAGUGCAUUAGUGUAGCUUGGGAUGAUAUAGUCCCGGUUUGACUCGAACACCACUUCAGCAUCAGUUCAGUGAGUCAGGUAUCAUCAGCCAACAAAGCACCUCGCACCACAUUCAUUUUAAAUCAGAUUUAUUCUCAGUUAUUAUCGGCACACGCUGUAGCAUCUUCGAUUGUACUCUUCGGGAAUAUUUUUGUACUCUAGGAAAGUAUAAAUAUAUAUAUAUAUAAAACAAUAAGGAUUUGUGAAGCGGUUCUGUGAUACAGUACGUCACUGCGACCCAAACACUGCUUUAUUUUUUUCUCUUUGUUUCUGAAUAAACGUGUGUACACGCGAUAUAAAACUAGCUAAAGCAUGAUAUGCUGAAAAAGCGAUACGAAAUCAUUAUGUGUGCAGACGUUAUUGUACUCGCGCAGCCUGGCUGGUUUUGCUUUAAAUUCAUUCAUGAGUCGGAUUUUACGAAAAAGCUUUAAUCUCGUGGGUGUGAAAUGAGAAAUGAUUUAAUCGCCUUGAUGUUUCUAAAAUCGCAGAACUGCAUAUGCAUGGGUGUUUUAUGUGUCGAGACGAAUGUCAAACUGUGCUUCAGAGUAAAUUUAUUGCAGGAUUCAUUAAAAUUCCUUUGUGGUUAAGGAUCAAGUUAAAAUCUUUUUAAGGAAUGAGAAAAACACACUUACUGUAAAAGCUGCGUUUUGUAAUUGUUUUACAAAGUUGUAAUCAUUAUAUAAUUUAAAGGUGAUCUUAGUAAAUUUGUAUUUUGCAAUAUUACCUUUUAAAAUUAAUUUUAUAUUUAUAUUUUUUACAGAUGGCGGCACGGUGGUGUAGUGGUUAGCACUGUCGCCUUGCACCUCCAGGGUCCGGGUUCGUUUCCCGGCCAGACUCGAUUCCCGUCUCUGUGUGCAUGGAGUUUGCAUGUUCUCCCCGUGCUGGGGUGGUUUCCUCCGGGUUCUCCGGUUUCCACCCUCAGUCCAAAGAUAUGCAGGUUAGGCUAAUUGGCGUUCCCAAAAUUGCCCAUAGUGUGUGAAUGAGUGUGUGAGUGUGUCGAUGGAUUGGCACCCUGUCCAGGGUGUACCCCGCCUCGUGCCCUAAUCCUCCUGGGGUAGGCUCCCGGUCCCCGCGACCCUGAAUACAGGAUAAAGAGGUAUGGAAGAUGAGUGAGACUUUUUUUUACAGAUUGUGUUUUUAUUGUUCUGGCCAUGGAAUUAGCUCCAAAUAAGUAUUGCCUAGCCCUGACCCCUUUAAU
This is a messenger RNA of Clarias gariepinus (North African catfish), 6001 nucleotides long. RefSeq names its product actin binding LIM protein family, member 2 (gene ablim2). The coding region runs from base 143 to 2248 and encodes 701 amino acids. The transcript has 23 exons. The record is from RefSeq and is a predicted model, not a curated record. NCBI's taxonomy places the organism in Eukaryota, Metazoa, Chordata, Actinopteri, Siluriformes, Clariidae. Gene Ontology annotation, molecular function: actin filament binding. Gene Ontology annotation, cellular component: actin cytoskeleton. Gene Ontology annotation, biological process: cytoskeleton organization; lamellipodium assembly.